CUCGAUACCGUCCCCAGGUCAACAGAGUCUUGAGCUACAUCGGCGCUGCGCUGCUUCUGGGACGGGUAAGGACCCUCCUUGAUUCCCAUUUCUCGUCAAAAGACCGGGAUGCCACCGUCCCCUGAAGCGGGUCCAUCGCGGCUGCCAAUGGCAGCGUCAGCCCGCAGCGAGGGAGGCAAGAGGAAAAGAGGGGGCAAGGGAAAUAAGGAUAAGAAGGACAAGCCAACCAGCACACACGAUGAGAGUGCGCUGAAGCUCCAAUCGAGCAGCAUCGCAUCAGCCACGCGCAUGCCUACAUCGCUGCAGCAAGCCACUCCGUCAUCGAUGCAGAAUGCUCGCCCACCUAAGUCGUUUGGCAAGAUCCACGACAAAAAGCUCCGCGCUCAUCUCUCCAACGAGUAUCUCUCUGCCAAAAGAGCAGCGGAGCAUGCCAAGCUCGCUGACCAGUACAUCAAUAUCAGCGCUCCCGGCGAAGGGGCAGGCCUGAUCGAAUUAGAAGAUGACCUAGAACGCACUGCAAAAGUCACACAGUCUGUCAUUCGUGACAGCGUCGGGGUUGAUACAGCGCGCAAGAGCUUUUCAUUGCAGCUGGAUGGCGGAAGAGAUGGCGUGGGUCUCGGGCCGUAUCGCUGCGACUACACUCGAAACGGUCGGCAUUUGGCGCUGGGAGGCAGGAAAGGGCACAUUGCCGCGUUUGAUUGGCAUGCUGGCAAGCUCAGCUUCGAGAUCAAUGUCAAAGAAACAGUGCGGGAUAUUAAGUGGCUGCAUAAUCAGGACUACAUUGCGGUUGCACAAAAAAAGUACGCCUUCAUCUACGACGCACACAGUGGCGCUGAGAUUCACAAGCUCAAGCAGCACGUAGAGGUGCAUCGCAUGCAGUUCCUUCCGUACCAUUUCCUGCUUGCUACUAUUGGCAGUGCUGGCUACCUCAAAUACCAAGACGUUUCAACUGGACAACUCGUAUCGCAGCAUCGAACCGGGCUAGGGCUCUGCAACGUCCUCGCGCAAAACCCACUCACUGCCGUUUUGCAUUGUGGGCACGCCAACGGGACCGUGACCCUGUGGACGCCGAACCUCUCUACGCCCGCACUAAAACUGCUGGCACAUUGCGGCCCUGUCUCUGGCAUCUCGAUCAACACGCAAAAUGGCGGGAGACAGAUGGUGACAAGCGGCAUGGAUGGCUGCGUCAAGGUGUGGGACAGCCGGAUGCUCGGACGUGGUGCAGUCAAGGAGUGGGUCAAUCCCAGGCCGGCAUCUGACGUGCAAUUCUCGCAGAGAGGGCUGCUCGGCAUGGCUUGGUCUACUCAUGUGUCCAUCUACGAUCCGGCCAAGGUGCUCGACUCGACGGCCAAGUCCGGCGUCCCUGGUCCGUACCUCACGCAGAACUUCCCCAAAUCCGAACCACUCAGUCUAGCGUUCUGUCCGUUUGAGGACGUUCUGGGUGUAGCGCACGGCAAAGGCUUUGACAGCUUGAUCGUACCUGGUGCCGGAGAGCCCAACUUUGACAGCAGCGAGGCCAAUCCAUUCGAGAACAGGCGGACAAAGCGCGAGCGUGAGGUUCACAGCUUGCUCGACAAGAUCCAGCCAGAUAUGAUCACACUCGACACCGAGAUGCUCGGCCAGCUUGAGAGCAAGACAUUGCAGCUGCAGGCUGAACCGGCAGCGCCGACACGUCUCACGGUGGCAGCCCAAAGCUCGUUGGCCAUCGUGAAAUCGGCCGAUGGGCGUCCGUACGCCCGCCUAUCGCGCAUCGAGCGGCUUCAGCUCGACGGGAAAGCCGAGGAAGCCGAGGAAGCACUGGAUGCGGCCGAAGAUGAUGGGGAUGAUGAAGACCCUCGCUCUCGGAGCAGGCUAGCAGCAAAUAUCCCUGCGCAGGCCGGGCCUGUCCAAGAGAAGAAGCGCGCACGAGGCCGGAACAAGGCACUGAAGCGCUACCUGCGCAAGAAGCGCAAGAACGUCAUCGACCCGCAAACUGUGGCGGUCCGCGAGAAGCUCGAGCGCAAUCGAGCCCAACGGGAGCAAGAGGCGAGGCAGAAACGUGGCGAAGCAGAAAGCGCACAACCCCAAAGCGCCUUGGAUGUGUUCUCACGACCGCGUAAGAGAGCGCGAGGAGCACCCUUGUGACUUUAUCGUCGGCGUCGUUGAAUACAUCGCUUUCCCGACAAUUUCCACUCAUGCGGGUGUCUUGGAGCAGAAUUCUGUGUGAUUCAUGACACGAUCAAGACCAGCUAUAGAUAGGAUGAUGGUGACAUAUAUCAUUAUAAGCGCAGCAGUUUUCUUCGCACCCAGAUGCAAACGGUGCAUUAAAUAGGAUGC
Molecule: messenger RNA, 2316 nt
Organism: Tilletiaria anomala UBC 951
Lineage: Eukaryota; Fungi; Basidiomycota; Exobasidiomycetes; Georgefischeriales; Tilletiariaceae
Product: BING4CT-domain-containing protein
Exons: 3
Coding region: 148-2124 (658 amino acids)
Biological process (GO): maturation of SSU-rRNA from tricistronic rRNA transcript (SSU-rRNA, 5.8S rRNA, LSU-rRNA)
Cellular component (GO): small-subunit processome; 90S preribosome; nucleolus
Molecular function (GO): protein binding
Source: RefSeq, a predicted model, not a curated record